UUCGCUCUAAGCUUCUGAAAUUAUAAUAACAUUUCGUAGAGUGAAAAAAUAUUUAGUAUGAAUCAGAUGCUCGAAUUAAGCACAUCGCAAAACGCUAAAAAUAUAUUUCCUCGUAAGUGUGUACAAAAGGGGAAAAAAAUAACAUCAAUGAGGAGUAGCGAGUUUGAUCACAAAAAAGUGUGUAAAAACACGAUUUGUUGAAAAAAAAAUAUCCUGACAAUCUAAAUUAUUAGAGACAGAAAAAAAAAUAAAUCAGUAAUGUGGUAUUUAGUGAAUUUACCGGGAAAUAAACUUAACAUUGCUGUUAAGACUGAGAAAAAUUCAAUUGCCGCCGACUGUCUUAAUAAAGUGUGUCAUGAUUUAGAUAUUAUUUGUGAGACAGAUUACUUUGGACUACUUUAUGCACCAACACCACAAGAUUUACAUCAUAAUACCGUUCCGUCUAAUAUUAAGCAAUGGAUAAAUUUAAGAAAUCCUUUAGAGAAAAGGCAUAGGGAUGAAGGUCAUACAAUGCUAGAAUUACGGGUUAAGUUCUGGGUCCCAGCUCAUCUUAUCUUGCAAGAAAAUGUCCGAGAAAUUUUCUACAUGCAAGCACGACAAAUGCUAAUGGAUAAAGAAAUUUUUCCUUCUGAUUGGAAACAAGCAGCCCAGUUUGUCGCACUUAUAUCUCAGUCUGAAGGUGUAAAGUUUAUACCUGAACUGUUAUCAGAAAAUGGCCAGAAAAUUAUCUCAUAUUUUGAUGAAUGCUUAAAACAAAAAACCAAAAGUAUUCAAUUUAGCAAGUUUAAAGAAAGUUUUCAUUCUAAACGAAAUUCAUUUGAUGAAAUGUUAAUAGAUCAUACUGAUGAUAAUGAAAUGCCAAAUGAUAAUGGAUUUCUGGAGAAAUUUAUUAUUGAAAAUUAUCUAGAACAUAUGAUUUUUCCUGAUAAUGAUGAGCGAAGUAAUAAUAAUGGAUGUGAUUCUAAUAUUAUAGAUAAUAUACCUAGUGAUUUACUGUUAAAUAUAGCUAAAGAACACCAAAAAAUUCAAACGAUGACUCAAUCAUCAGCAAAAUAUUGGUUUUUAGAGGAGUUUUCUACAUUGCAACACUUUGGUGAGGAAACGUUUGAAGGCACGUUAAUUUCUGAAAGUGAAACAAAAAUUACACAACAUAGAAACGAAAAAAUUCAUGUAGCAGUAAAUUCUCAGGGUCUCAACAUAAAAAGAGUUGAGAGUAAUAACAGAUUCUCAAUUCCAUUUUCGGCAGUUGAGUCAGCAAAAUCAUUAAGGCGAUGCUUUCACCUUUGUUAUAUGAAUGAAAAUUUCGUAGAUUCUAAUUUAGUUAUAAAGUUUCCAUCACAUCGAAUCGCCGGUACUUUAUAUCGGGCAUUGACAGAAAAGCAUUCAUUCUACAGUUGCGAGACUGUGCAUAAAAACGUUGAAACUCAAUUUAUACGCGACCUAAAGGGCACAAUUAUUUCGAUUUUUAAUGAUCAUACAGAAUUAGGAAAGAAAUACGUUUUUGAUAUUAGGCUGACUUUUAGAGAGUUAUACGACAAUUCGAGGAGAAUACUGCAUUCCAAAGGUUUUGCUAUAACAACAUUGCCACAAUGUAGGCAAAACGAAGAAAAAGAAGGAAACUCGUCAAAUGACACAGACAAGCGAGUCGACCUAACAUGUUCCAUUUGUAUGGAUCAAAAAAUUGAUACUCUAUUUUUACCAUGUGCUCAUUUAUCGUGUUGCAAGUUUUGUGCUGAAAAAUGUGACAUAUGUCCAUUAUGCCGUAAGAAUAUUUCUUCAAAGUCUUUAGUUUAUUUCACUUAAAAGUCAACGGUGAUUUCUGAUCAACCUAAGCAAAAAUUAAUAAUAAGUUGAUAACAAAACAAUGCAAAAAAAAACAAAAAAAUAACAACGAAAUGUGAUUUUAUCAGUAAUUCAUCGAUUAUAUAUAUACAUAUUUUAAUUAUUUUUUAACAAUAAAAAGAAGGCUAUGAAAUUUUAAAAAGC
Molecule: messenger RNA, 1986 nt
Organism: Chironomus riparius
Lineage: Eukaryota; Metazoa; Arthropoda; Insecta; Diptera; Chironomidae
Source: the annotation of a GenBank genome assembly